UCUGUUUUAAGCAUGUUGGUUUAGCAGUGAGUUUCGCGCCACAGUUUCGUAUUCUUCCCACCAUGAGCUGCUGUCGUGUUUCUGGCCAUCUAACCAUAGCCUGCCUGUAUUGGAUAACUCUAGCGUCCAUCUCUGCACUGCCCGUGUCCAAUGAACAGCACAGCGGACCACUAAACAGCACCACCCAAAGACAGAGCGAUGCGCCAUUGAUUGGAGAUGAAGUGCUUGACUAUAAGAAGAAAUUCGGCUGUAAGGAUCUACAGCAGCAAAACCUUCUGGAAUCUUCCGUCACGUCCGUCGGGUCAUUGACCAGACGAGUACGUCUGAUCUGUGACGGACAGCAUGUAGCAGACGUCUUGGUGCACGUGAACAACUCCAAGUCGGUUGGUGAACUUGUUGAAAUCAAGAAGGAUGACGUCAUUGAAAUAAGAGAUGACGUCACAGCUAACGAUGACGUCAGCUACAAGAGGGUCGAUAUCCGUGAGAACGUUUAUCAGAAUCUCGCUAAUAAAACUGCUAUGAAUUCUAGAAUACCACUUCUGCGAGCUGCUUGUGUGCUGGAUACUAAAGUUGUACAGCAUGUCAUUCAAAAAUUUGAACCUAUGAACUUUGAAAUAAUUGGACAAAAGGAUAUAACGACGAGCCUAGACGAUCAGGCAAACGAGUACUACGUGUACAAGCCGUUCGUUGAUGGCAUUCACAUAGUGACUUACGUUUUUUCUAAAUGUGAUGGCGCUCUCCUGGAGGUCCGCACAAAUAAAACUCAAGUUGGAAAAGUUUGCAACAGCCGCGCUUUUGCUGUAGGCGGCAGCCGCAACACGGGUCCGAUAUUCUACGGCAGAUAUCCGUUUUGUCUGCUGGUUUCUUUCUCAUACGACAACACAAUUUGCUUUUUGAGCAAUAAAUACGUCCAAGCUAUCAAGAUGGACGACUAUGCCACGUGGUUACCUGGCAAAGAGUACCCAAUCGUCAAAUUCCCGUGUCACAAGGGCAUGUUUGAGUAUCUCAAUAAGGCUGUAGCUCCACUCUUGGACGGCUUCUUCUACAUCACGCAGGCCCAGAAGAUGCUAGAAGAAUGGUUUAACUACACAAGCCUACAGAACCCGCCUAUCGCCAUGAGAGGCCCCCUAGGGACGAAGAUCGGCCACCAGGUGUCGGCGACUAAGUGUUUGAUAAUAUUCGGCCAAGGUCAGCUACGUCACAGACCGUUCGCCACGGCGCCAGACAUAGUGGGGCAUGAGAUGGGGCACCUGGUGCUUCUAACAGACUCGCAGCUAGAGAACCACCCGAAGACAGCAGCAGUUGAAGGAAUGAUCGAAGCUUUCUGUGACAUGAUGGGGAAAACGUUGGAGUUCUACAUCUUUGGGACCUUCAAGUGGACAAUGGGCAGCUGGACGACCAAUGAGACCGACGGACUUCGGCCACUGGACACUCCAGGCGCUGACCACCUGGACAAUUCCCUGCACGAGAACGGCCUGGCCUUCACUGGGGCGACGUUUUCACGGGUCUUCUACAAACUGGCCAAAUUUUACGGAAUCAGAACUGUGAUGGAGACGCUGAUGUUGGUCAGAUCAAAGUUCUGGCACACACAGGAUGAGAUGUCUGUAGAAGCGCUGGCCUGCACCAUCAUUCGUGGGACGUAUCACAUGAGCUUAGACAUAUAUGACGUAGAAGGUCACUUCCGGUCAGAGGGUGUCAUCACAUCCCGAAAGUGCCCACUCGAGCAAAUCCCAGUGGACGUGUUGCAUGUUGGGACGGACUACUGUCGAAUCGUCUCGAAGAGAAAGCGUCCUUUCUUCCUGCUCAUGAAAAACACGAGUCAAUACUUGGUCACACUUGAAACUGAGCCAAGAAAGGUGAUGAUCCACGUGACGAGGGACAGGCAGGGCAAGUCACGUGUGGCCCCAGUCGGCCUUGGGAUCCUCGUGCUCACCAUGAACAAGGUCAGCAGCUCGGGACUCUACGCCCACUUCACCACCGGGGUGUAUGCUGAAACAACUGUUAAGAUUUUGUCCUACUACUCGAAAUAAAAAAAAAAAACUGUUAAAAUUAUGUCCUACUAC
This is a messenger RNA of Physella acuta, 2063 nucleotides long. RefSeq lists its product as uncharacterized. Lineage: Eukaryota; Metazoa; Mollusca; Gastropoda; Physidae. The record is from RefSeq and is a predicted model, not a curated record. Gene Ontology annotation, molecular function: metalloendopeptidase activity.